AUGCAGCAGUUUGUGCGAUCUGAUGAUGACCGCAGCGACUUCUGUGCUCGAACCACGACUGCGUCUCAACCAACUCCCGAGAGGACGAUCGACCUGACAGCUCGGAUGUCGAUACCUUCUCAUGCAUCGGAUACAAGGACACCUCCAUCAACACUGGCGCCGGAAGAGAUGGCAACACCUGAGGAGGGUCUAACAUUUACUCACGGAGACAAUGUGGAUGAAUCCAUUAUACCAAAGGUGGGAAUGUUCUUUCCAGCAGAGGAGGAUGCGUAUGAGUUCUACAAACGGUAUGCAAAGGAGGCUGGAUUUGGAAUAAGGUGGGACAGGACUAAGAAAACAAUUAGGGAAAUAUCAUGCUCAUUGGCAGGGAAGUGGCAGUACUUCAAGCCAGGGGAAACAAGGAAGCGGAACAAGUUCUCUAAAAAAACAGGGUGCAAAUCAUACAUGAAGCUGAAGGAAGUGGAGAAUGAGGACAGAGAGUAUGAUGGCAAGGUGAUGGUGGAGAAUAUUAGGCUGUUACACAACCAUCCGUUAGCGAAAACACCAACAGUAACAAACCAGAUGGAGUGUCACAAGCAUAAGGAUGAGACGGUGAUGGAGCUUGUGGACGAACUAAAUACAAGCAAUGUGCCAAUCAACUGUACGAUAAAUAUGCUGAGCGAGAUGCAUGGGGGAGAGCAGAACGUCCCACUAACAGCACGUGACAUAGGAAACAGGAAAGCAGGUAAGACGCGGGAGGAGAAUGCAGAUGACAUAGGGAAAUUGAUUGAAUUUUUCCGUUACUGUCACGAACAAAAUCCACAGUUUUACUGGGACGUUGAUUGUGAUAAAGAUGGAUACAUCAAGAACAUGUUUUGGAGCCAUGCAAGCAUGCAGGGGGACUAUGCGGACUUUGGUGCCAAUGAUGCAAUGACCUUUGACACAACGUAUAAGACAAACGCAUAUGAGAUGCCUCUUGCAAUGUUUGUUGGAUCGAACCAUCACAACCAGAACGCUAUAUUUGGGUGCGCACUUCUACGACACGAAACAAUUGAUGCCUUCAGAUGGUUGUUUGGGACAUUCAAGAGGUGCAUGGGAGGGAAAACACCAAGAUGCAUCCUAACAGAUGAAGACCCAUCAAUGAAGGUGGCAAUACCUGAGAUGUUCCCGGGUAUAGUACAUAGGCUGUGCAGAUGGCAUGUGGUAAAUAAAGUGCAGACUAAACUCAAUGAGCUGUACGAGCUGCACAAAGAACUGAAAGAUGUGUUCAAUUCAACCAUCAACCAUCCACUGACACCAACUGAGUUUGAGAGUGCGUGGGCAGAGAUGUUGUCAAGAUUCAAACUGCAAGAUGACCCGACAUUAAGAAGCCUGUACAAUAUAAGGGAAAGCAAAUAA
This is a messenger RNA of Phragmites australis (common reed), 1377 nucleotides long. RefSeq names its product protein FAR1-RELATED SEQUENCE 5-like. Bases 1 to 1377 code for a protein of 458 amino acids. The transcript is spliced from 5 exons. The record is from RefSeq and is a predicted model, not a curated record. Lineage: Eukaryota; Viridiplantae; Streptophyta; Magnoliopsida; Poales; Poaceae. Gene Ontology annotation, biological process: regulation of DNA-templated transcription.